Molecule: messenger RNA, 4141 nt
Organism: Bactrocera oleae (olive fruit fly)
Lineage: Eukaryota; Metazoa; Arthropoda; Insecta; Diptera; Tephritidae
Gene: Strip
Product: striatin interacting protein
Biological process (GO): cytoskeleton organization
Cellular component (GO): cytosol
Source: RefSeq, a predicted model, not a curated record
CAAUCUACUUAAGUUUCGGGUAGUCGUAACUUGGGACUUAGCAUUUAAUCAAGUUCAGACCUUUACUUUAGAGUUUUCUUUAACAAAACUUAUUAAAUUUGAUUUAAUAGUACUAACGUAUUUUCGCAAUGUUAACAUAAUUAUAAUUAAUUAUUAACAUUUUACAGCAACGGCCUUUUUUUUAGCCAUUAUUUUCACAAAGGAUUACACACACUGUUUUGUGGAAAGUAUCGAUUGUCAAAGAAAAUUUUCUGUCAUACAGACAAAAACUUGUCUCGGGAAAGAAAUUUAUUUUUGUAUUGUUCCAAAAGGAAUCCCAUAAAAUAUUCAAAAGAAAUAGGUCGUCGGUUUGCGGAAAUUGAAAGAUUAUCAUUUAUUUGAAAUGUUGGAAGAAAGAUCUUAGGCGGUCUACACCGAGGAUUUAGUGCAAAGCAAAGGCCUAGCUAAAGACAACUCGGCAAGUAUAUAAACAACAACAACGCUUGAUGUGCUCUUCGUAUCAUAACUAGCAUUUAGAAACAAUUAAAGUGUUCCGGUUUUUUUUUACAACAUCACUCUGUUCUAUCUGCAUUCCGGUAAGGAAUCAAGUCUUGUUAUUGGCAGUGGUGAGACGGCGUUGCCAAGAACGAUUUCCAAAUGAUGUUGUCAUCUAUAAAUAACUCCUUCGAGCAGGAUACACAUGAUGUAGAUGGCAAUUGUGAUGGGCCUGAUUUGGAUUUUGUUUAUGCUGAUGUAGAUACUUAUCAAAAUGAAAUUGCAGAACUCUAUAGUUAUACAGAAUUUAAUGAGCUUCAACAAAAUGUUAAAGCAUUUGAAGAUCAAAUGGAAAUGUAUGAUUUGCCACCUAAUUGGCAAAAACAGGACAGCUCUUCACAGCGCAGUAUUAUAAUGAAAUUGAUAGAUCAACUAGAAGUUUCAAGUCGAGCGUUUCGAAUGCAGGCAGCCCGUUGUAUACUCUAUUUGGCACAAGGAUGUUGGGCUGAAGUUCAGUCUGAUGAAGAACAACAUCAGAUCACACGAGACAAUAUAAUUGUGUUAUAUGAAUUGGGAGUUUUUUCGUCUUUUAUAGAUCUGCUUAAUAUGGAAAUAGAGAGCGCAUGUUCUCCUGAUAUUGUUGCUGUUAAAAUCACGAAUGUUACUUUGGUAGACUCGACCGACUUACGAGUAAUACUUUCGGUAUUGUAUAUAAUUGCGGAAACUAUUCGCGAUGAGUAUGACAAGGGAAGUGAGGACUAUAAAAAUAUUGCCGAAGCUUUCAUACAAGAAAUAAAUAGUCCCCUAACUGACGGUGAGUUGCUUGCUGUUAAACUUUUAGGAAUGAUAACGCGCUUUUGCAGUGGUGCCGCACCUCACUUUCCCAUGAAAAAAGUAGUCCUAUUGUUGUGGAAAAUAACUUUACUGGGGUUAGGUGGAAUUGAGAAGUUAAAAAACCUUAAGAAUGAAUAUCGUGUCAAAGCAGAUCUAGAACCUGUUACUGAGGAUACGUUGGAAGUCACAAAAAAUAUGCGUGCUAGCUCACCACCAGCAACUGCUACAGAUAUUUUGGAUAAUCAAAAUCCCAAACGAAAUGCAUUUAGACGAUCAUUGAUGAAACAACGUUUUCUUGAUGAGCAAGAACAAAUGGACAUGGAAUUAACACCCGGUAAUGAAAGUGCACCACCAAACAAUAACGGUGGAAAUGGAAAUCAAGAAGAAGAUAUAUCCCAAUUUUACCGCCAGUUCGAAGAUCCAUCUGCAAACACAGCAAACCCUAAUAAUCAGCCGAGCUUCUCACAGCCACCACCAGUACUACCUGUACAAGUUACAACACGUUUGCCAUGGAUACCGAAAGUAAGGCAAAAGGAUAUUGAUCAAUUUCUGGAUAUAUCUCGAAAUAAAUUUAUUGGUUAUUCGUUGAUUGAUGAUCACGAGAGCCUUGCGGGACUGCCACAACCAAUACAUGAAGGCGUUCAGACUUUGCGACGUCACAUGUAUGUAAGCCUAGCUGAUGUGCAAAUAAAAAAAGAAGAAGAAAUUGCCCGAAAUCCGAUCUCUACCCAAGAAGACGAAAUCCCAUUAAAUCCCGCCGAAGUACUUUAUCAGGCAAUAUUACCGAAUUUGCCACAAUACAUGAUUGCACUAUUGAAGGUUUUAUUGGCCGCAUCGCCCACUUCAAAAUCGAAAACGGAAAGCAUUAAUAUAAUGGCUGAUGUUUUACCGAAAAAAAUGCCAAUAACUGACUCACAGAAACUAACUGUCGACAUGAGUAGGCAUAAGGAAAUAAUUGUCAAAGCGGUAUCAGCUAUCAUUCUGCUAUAUUUGAAACACUUUAAAAUUAACCACAUAUAUCAAUUCGAAUUUAUGUCACAGCAUCUUGUAUUCGCCAAUUGCAUACCUUUGGUGCUUAAGUUCUUCAAUCAAACCAUCACGGAAUAUGUAGGCAUGAAAAACACUAUACCACUAUUGGAUUUCCCUUCCUGUGUAAUUGGAGAACAGCCAGAUCUAUCGGGCGAGAGCUUUGUUUAUAGCGGUGAAACCGCCGACAAGCCAUACUAUUCGUGGCGUAACGUUUUCUCCUGCAUUAAUCUCUUACGCAUACUUAAUAAGUUAAUUAAGUGGAAGCAUUCACGAGUUAUGAUGUUGGUCGUCUUCAAAUCGGCGCCAAUACUCAAGAAAACGCUAAAAGUGCGCCAUGCUAUGAUGCAGUUAUAUGUAUUGAAGCUACUUAAAAUGCAAACCAAAUAUCUCGGUCGCCAAUGGCGCAAAUCUAAUAUGAAGACAAUGAGUGCCAUUUAUGCAAAAGUGAGACAUCGCCUUAACGACGAUUGGGCCUUUGGAAAUGAUUUGGAGUCGCGUCCAUGGGAUUUUCAGGCUGAAGAAUGUACUUUACGUGCCUGCGUAGAUCGUUUCAAUUUGCGGCGCUAUCCCGAAGCUACGCAGAAAUGUGGUGCAGGCGGCAACAAUGGAAAUUCCGGAAAUUCAGAUAACUCUUCGGGUAAUAUAGGGGGCAGCACCGGAGGUGGUAAUAACAUGGCUGGUGGUGGAAAUGAGGCUAAUGGUUUCGGCAGUAGUUGUACGGGCGGUGGUGGCAACGGACACACACAAUUAAAUGAUUAUGGAGUCGAAGGUGGUUUUCCAAGCGACGAAAUUUUGUCACACUCAGAUUUUGCUUUCUUCGGGCACUCAGGCUGGUGGGAUCGCAAAGUGGAAUUAACCGACUACUUCAAGGAAAACUAUUCGAUAUGGCUAGAAGAAGAAGUUUACAAUAAUCAAAUCGAUUGGGAUGCGUUGUAAGAGGAAAAAAAACUGACACUUUAAUCACUUCAGUGUAAUCACCGUUCCGGCUGCUGAAGAUAUUGACUAAUACAUACAGCUUAACUACUAGAAUACAGACAUACGUACACAUUAAUAAAACACAAGUGCACGCAGAAAUCGAAUACUUAUAAAAAUAAUAUACAUAAUCUUUCAUAGAGAGUUGUAAAAUCGUACAUUUGUAAAUCGAAAAACUGUUAAAAAUUGGAAAACCACAAAUUCAAUUGCAAAAAUAAUAAUAACAAACGCAAAUUGCUAGUUUUUAGUACACUAGAAAUAAAAUGGAAAAGCAAUUACGCCUAAUGCAAGUAUUGGCUACGUCACCAUUUUCGUCACUAUCCAGACCAUGUUGUUUUGCAGUCUCUUUUUGAGCAUGCCGAUUCUGCAAAGUAAUUGGUGUUUAUACAAUUUAUGCGCAAGACUCGCAUAUAAAACUACAUUAUAUGAUUAUACACACACACAUACAAUUAAUUGUUACAAAUCAUACUAGAACUAGAAACUUAACAGAAUAAUUAAAAAAUGUUUGUAUCUCGUAGUCACCCCACACAACAUACAUAAAUACGCAAUGUAAACAGAAAACACGUCAUUUAGUAGAUUAUAAAUAUAUACGCGUACACACACAUAUAUUUGUAAUGGCAUGCAUUGAAAUUGAAUACCAUUGUAGUAUGUUCACUUUAUACAAAUAUAUAAAAAUCGUAUGAUAGGAAGUUUAAACAAAAAAUAUAUAAAUAUUAUAUUUCGCAAGGUAUUGAAUAAUAAUUACAAGCGUAGCAAACCAAUAAAAAUAUGAAAUAUUUAUAAUUCAGACAAGAUUAAUAAACAGAUCAUUAUUAGAGUGAAAAACUUAAAA